CAGGGACUAUCUUCACUGUGUUUUGAACCGGUUUAUUUUUAUCUCCUUAACCAUAAUCAAUACUCAGAUCCAGAUAUCCUAAGGAGGGCAGUGUUGGCGACAAGCAUUGCUUCCCUGAAACACAAUUAAGCACCACUUCAAACAAGGCCCGGAUGAUUUCAAGAGUCAGGUUGACCAAAAUCCUAUUCCAGACACUGUCCCUUGAACCUAGUGUUCCCAGGUGGUCAAGGUGGGUUCAUUUACCCGCUCCCUGGUCCUCAGGCUGCUGCUCCUUGGCAUCCAACCUAAUCGGGCGAAAUGCUUAACACUGCCAGUGCUUCUGGUUCUCCAGUGGUUUCUCUCGAUAUCGGUAACAAUAACGUUCACACAGGCUUCCUCGUGCAGAACCCUUGCCCCAGUUCUUCCAGCCUCAGUCCUCAUCCAAGACCUGGGACGGUUCUCCAGAGGCAUAUCCCAAGGCCCGCUGUAACUCCAAAGCCGGGCUCGGAGCGCGCGGGCCGGCUCUAUCCGGCCCUGAUCCUGAGCGGCUGCGGGCUCCGGGCGCCGCGGGGACGCGGAGUGGGAGCGGGAGCGCGCUCGGGCCCGGGACGGCAGCAGCUUUCCCGAGGCGUCGUGGCUCCUGCUCGUGUUUCCCGCCGCGGGCGGGGGCGGGGCCGCUCGGGCCACGCCCCCGGCUGGCCCCGCCCCCGCAGGUUGAUGGCAGCGGCAGCUGGGACUGCAGCGGCGCCCGGCCCCGGAGAGCCUUAGGCACCGCCGGACAGCGGAGCCCAGUCCCGGCCCCAGACGCCGCCGACGCUCAGAGGGGCACUGCCGGCGCCCCGGCGCCUCCCCCAGCCCCCGGCGCACCCACCGUCCGCUCCGCAGAAGAAUCGCAGCGUGAGCGCCCCGGACCUGCUAGAGACCAGCUCACAGAUCUAAGGACCAAAGGCAUUUCUGGACCCCACCAUGAGCCGGCGCGUGGUCCGGCAGAGCAAGUUCCGCCAUGUGUUCGGGCAGGCGGCGAAGGCAGACCAGGCCUACGAGGACAUCCGGGUGUCCAAGGUCACGUGGGACAGCUCCUUCUGUGCUGUCAACCCCAAAUUCCUGGCUAUUAUUGUGGAGGCCGGAGGUGGGGGUGCCUUCAUCGUCCUGCCGCUGGUCAAGACAGGGCGAGUGGACAAGAAUCACCCACUGGUCACCGGGCACACAGCCCCUGUGCUGGACAUUGACUGGUGCCCGCACAAUGACAACGUCAUCGCCAGCGCCUCAGAUGACACCACUGUCAUGGUGUGGCAGAUUCCAGAUUAUACCCCAGUUCGCAACAUCACGGAACCCAUCAUCACCCUUGAGGGCCACUCCAAACGCGUGGGCAUCCUCUCCUGGCACCCCACAGCCCGGAAUGUUCUGCUCAGCGCAGGUGGAGACAAUGUGAUCCUCAUCUGGAACGUGGGCACGGGGGAGGUGCUCCUGAGUCUGGACAACAUGCACCCUGACGUCAUCCACAGCGCGUGCUGGAACAGCAUCGGCAGCCUGUUGGCCACCACCUGCAAGGACAAGACCCUGCGCGUCAUCGACCCCCGCAAAGGCCAGGUGGUGGCGGAGAGGUUUGCGGCCCACGAGGGGAUGAGGCCCAUGCGGGCCGUCUUCACGCGCCAGGGCCACAUCUUCACUACGGGCUUCACCCGCAUGAGCCAGCGAGAGCUGGGCCUGUGGGACCCGAACAACUUUGAGGAGCCAGUGGCCCUGCAGGAGAUGGACACCAGCAAUGGGGUGCUGCUGCCCUUCUACGACCCUGAUUCCAGCAUCGUCUACCUGUGCGGCAAGGGCGACAGCAGCAUUCGGUACUUCGAGAUUACGGACGAGCCCCCUUUUGUGCACUACCUGAACACGUUCAGCAGCAAGGAGCCACAGAGGGGCAUGGGGUUCAUGCCCAAGCGGGGCCUGGACGUCAGCAAGUGUGAGAUAGCCCGGUUCUACAAACUACAUGAAAGAAAGUGCGAACCCAUCAUCAUGACUGUGCCCCGAAAGUCAGACCUCUUCCAGGACGACCUCUAUCCAGACACGCCGGGUCCCGAGGCGGCCCUGGAGGCGGAAGAAUGGCUCUCGGGCCAGGACGCCGAGCCCGUGCUCAUCUCGCUGAGAGACGGUUACGUGCCCCCCAAGCACCGUGAGCUCCGGGUCACCAAGCGCAACAUUCUGGAUGUGCGCCCGCCUGCUGGUCCCCGCCGCAGCCAGUCGGCCAGUGACACCUCCUUGUCGCAGCCCACCCUGGAGACGCUGCUGGAGGAGAUCAAGGGCCUCCGAGCGCAGGUGCAGGCGCAGGACCAGCGCAUCGCGGCCCUGGAGAACAUGCUCUGCGAGCUGGUGGAUGGCACGGACUAGCACGGCGCCGGGGCUGCAGGGCAGAGUCCAAGGGCGCUCCGAGACCGCCUCGCUGCCGCGCAGGCGCGCGCACCUCAAGCGCGCCUCCGGGCUGGGGCGGGGGACGGGGACUCCGGCCCUCUCGAGAGUCCUGGUCUCACAGACCAUCACCCGCUCUACCCCCGACCCGGACUAGCGUUGGUCUGGAGCCCGCGGGGUGGCGUGCAUCUUCGGGGACUUGCAGGAGCUGGCCUUGCGGGUGACAAGGCCUCGGCGACGGUGCUGCGCCGCGAGGCUUGGGGACUGGGGGAGGCGUUUGCUUCACGUCCAAAGGGGUGGCGAUUAGAUGGGUCUCCUCAAAGUGGCCGGGGUGCUGACAGCGCGUCUCCCUCUGACCACCGCACCGGACCCCACCAACCCCUGCGUGGGGAGCAGGACUGGGCUGUCCCGCUGGCUCUAAAGCCAUGCCGCCCUGGCCCCCAGGCUCUGCCCGGCAGCCUCGGGCAGGGGGCUUUCUUCUUUCCACCCGCAGGGGAGAGGGCGGCUUCCCUGCGGCACCCCAGCCGGAGAACUAACGUGAGAACCGGCGCAAGGAAGCAGGUUCACACUCCACCCCACCCCCGCCCCCUGGCCCCGCCUCCCGGAGGAAAUCCAGACGCACCGUGCGAAAUGCUAGUUACUAAGUACCCAGUCUGUACCUCCUUGUACCUCCUUGGCCAGGGAGACCCCGUCUCAGCCCGUAUCCAGGGCCUCCCCAUACAGGUUCCUAAGGAACACGUGACCCGCAGGUGGGCAUCCU
Sorex araneus (European shrew) is the source of this 3139-nucleotide messenger RNA. RefSeq names its product coronin 6 (gene CORO6). The record is from RefSeq and is a predicted model, not a curated record. The transcript has 11 exons. The coding region runs from base 946 to 2361 and encodes 471 amino acids. Lineage: Eukaryota; Metazoa; Chordata; Mammalia; Eulipotyphla; Soricidae. Gene Ontology annotation, biological process: cell migration; actin filament organization. Gene Ontology annotation, molecular function: actin filament binding.